Caretta caretta (loggerhead turtle) is the source of this 2754-nucleotide messenger RNA. It is a transcript of the gene SAMD14, whose product is annotated as sterile alpha motif domain containing 14. Gene Ontology annotation, cellular component: postsynaptic density; dendrite; cytoplasm. Gene Ontology annotation, molecular function: actin filament binding. The record is from RefSeq and is a predicted model, not a curated record. Gene Ontology annotation, biological process: neuron projection development; calcium-mediated signaling; actin filament organization. Lineage: Eukaryota; Metazoa; Chordata; Testudines; Cheloniidae.
UCAGCCUGGGGCUGUGUGACGAAGUGGGACUGUUCUUAAUGUUUCCUCUGAAUAGUGUGGGGGUGCCUCAGUUUCCCCUAGGCAGUUCUUAAGUAUCUAGGGGGUGGGGUAAGGGUGUAUGAUCAUUGCAGAGCCCUAGAGGGCAGGUGUGUGCAGGAGUCUGGACACAGAGAAUGGCCAACUCCCUGUUUCCUGGCAACUGAUGGCCUGGGCCCUUCCCCCCUGCAAGGUGAGAGCUGAAGGGUUGGAGAACAAAGGAAUCAGGUGACCACCUGGCCCGGGAAAGGAACAAAGCCCAGAGGAGGAGGGGCUGGAGGGGUUUUCAGUUUGGGGCUGGCUGGGACAUGGAGUGAGGUGCAGACAUGGUUGUCUGGCUCACUGCCCCCCAAAAUGGACCCAGCUGAGGGGUCCCGUUCUCUGCACCUGCAAGCUCUGUUUUAGACCAUGUUCCUGUAGUCUAAUAAACCUUCUGUUUUACUGGCUGGCUGAGAGUCACGUCUGACUGCGAAGUUGGGGGGCAGGACCCUCUGGCUUCCCCAGGAGCACCGCCUGAGCGGACUCGCUGGGGGAAAGCGCACGGAGGGGCAGAGGAUGCUGAAUGCUCCGAGGUCAGACCCAGGAAGGUGGAAGCUGUGUGAGCUGUGUGUCCUGAAGACAGGCUGCUCACAGAAAGGCGACUACCCCAGAGUCCUGACUGACUUCAUGGGGAGCAGUUCCAGAGCAUCGCCCAGGGACUCCGUGACAGGCUGUGACAUUGGAGCCGCCCUGCCAUGUCGUCCUCCAGACGCCAAGACACGGACGAGGUUUUCGAUUUUAAUGAUGUGAUUCCAGAGACCCAGAGGCUGGACAGCAGUUUGCAGAAGGCCCGAGCCCAGCUGUCGGCCAAGGGUAGGCGGCACCGCCCGUCCCGGUCCCGCUUGAGAGACAGCGUCAGCUCGGCGGAAGGGGACGAGAGCCUGGAGAGGAAGGUGGCCGAUAAAUCUGGCAGCCCGCGGCGCCGUAUGAGAUCCCCGCUGCACGCCACCCUGCAGGUCUCCUCUCCCCUCUCCGGCUCCUCCCCCUUCCUCCGCGCCACCGAGUUCUCCUUCGACGCCUCCGUGGUCAGGCGGACGCUGGAGGAGGACGAGCAGCCUUCGUCCCCGCUGAUCCGCUACCGGCCCCUGACCAACGCUUCCUCCCAGGAGGCCUUGGGAUGCACCCCCACCAGCUCGCCCCCCAAGUCCUGCCACAGCUCGGACAGCUCGCCCAUCUACGCCCGGAGGGAUCGCCGGGCAGAGCGGCACAGCGAAGAUGACACAAGUCCGCCAGAGCCCGCCAGCCCCACCAUUGGGCUUGACAAGAAGACCCGGAGGAAGUUCCUGGAUUUGGGGGUGACCCUGAGACGAGCCUCUUCCAGCAAAAGCAGGAAAGAGAAGGGGAGCAACCGGUUGUCCAUGGGCAGCAGGGAGCUGGUGGAGGGCUCCAGCCGCUCAUCCGUGUCCCCGUUCAUGCCCUUCUCCUGGUUCACGGACAGUGGGAAGGGCUCGGCCUCAUCCGGCAGCACCGUCUCCCCGACCCGCUCGCCCAAGAGGGAGGGCUUAAGCCCCAAGAAAUCUGCCUCCCAGGAAUCCACCCUGGGCGACGACUGCACCCCACCCAGCAGCAGCCCCAAGACACUGAGCAGAGGCGCCAGUGAGAUGAAAUGCUCCUACCCCUACCACACCCUGUCCCAGUCCUCCGACGAGUUCCUGGAGGAGCCCCUCAGCACCGCCACCAGCUGGAGCAGCCAGCAAGUGGGCCAGUGGCUGGAGAGCCUGAACCUGGAGCAGUACGUGGGCGAGUUCGUGGCCCGCGAGGUGGACGGCCAGCAGCUGCUGCACCUGGAUGGAGCCAAGCUGAAGGCCCUGGGCGUCGGCAGCUCCACUGACCGGGCCCUGCUGAAGCGGAAGCUGAAGGACCUGAGCGUGGCGGUGGAGAAGGAGCGGAAAGCCCAGGAGAAGGUGGAGAAGCAGAGGGAGAAGCAGAAACAGAAGAAGAAAGAGCAGGAGCAGCAACGGAGGAGUUAGGGAGGGCGAGUUGGCACACGGCUCCCGGCGCGGGGAGGGACAGAAGGAGACCGCCCCCCGCCCAGGCGAGGGGGAAUCAGGGGCACAUGGACCGGGAGAGACACCGGACCCAACAGGGGAUUAGCCUAGGUGCCAGUCUUUGGCUCGGGGCGGCACCACCAUGGAGCCCGGACCUUCCAGCGGCCUCCUGGAUCCCUGCUGGCCCCAGUAGACAAGCAAACCCCUCCCCCACUCUGCCCCUCCUCUCCGCCACGCACGGGGGCUCCUGGCACUACUGGGCCUGGCCCCACAGCUGGCUAGCGGUUGGCACCCGCCCGUGGGCCGCAGCUGGCGCGGCUUCCCCUUCCCAGCUUCCCCGCUGACCUCCGUCUGCUCCCGAUCGGUUCCAGUCACCAAGGCGCCUUCCUGCUCCAUGCUGAUCGGCUGUCCUACCUCACCGGCCCCGUUUCCAUUAGCACCACUGCUGCUCCCCACUCACUCCCGAAAACGACGGCUCGGCCCCAACAGGCCCGCAGGAUGAAGAUAGUGCAUGGCAUUACCCCUCCCCCCCCACCCACAAGCAAUCCUGGGUUGCACUCAGGGGCCCGGGGCACCCUCCAGGGGCCAGGAUCGACACAGCCCGGACUAGCAGGGCCCGGCCAAUGUACUCCGAGAGCACAGACACCGACCCAGGGAGAAACCACGAAGGAAAUAAAACCGAUUGCAACCA